CGGGGGUUGAGCAGAUGCCGCGUUUAAGUACUAGUCGGAACUAGGAAACUCUGAAUUUUCGGACUCGCUAUAACUGUUCGAUCGCGUCGCGUGUAUGACUAGGCUACAACCUUUAGCGAGUCGAACAUUUCAGAAUUUCCUAGUUUCGACUAACGCGUGAACGCGACAAGACAGACCUGUGCGAGCGGCCUGUUGCUACUCACUACGUAGACACAGUUUAAACUCUGUAGUGUCUUUGACGUAGGUGUCGUUUGCCUGCUAGUGGCUUUCACUGUAAAAACAUGGCGAGGUUUAGCGAGCAUGGGAUUCGCCUCAGUUCCAUGAGUCCGUCCUUCCUGAAUAGUAAUUCAACAAGUCAUACGUGGCCUUUCAGCGCAGUUGCAGAACUAAUAGAUAAUGCGUCAGACCCGGGCGUGACGGCCAGGCAGAUCUGGAUAGAUGUGGUGGAGGAACAGCAGCAGCUCUGUCUGACCUUCACUGACAACGGCAGCGGAAUGACCCCCAACAAACUGCACAAAAUGCUCAGUUUUGGUUUCACAGAGAAAGGGUCUGGUAAGGGCAGCCACCAGGCCAUCGGUGUCUAUGGAAACGGCUUUAAGUCUGGCUCCAUGCGUCUGGGUCGUGACGCUCUGAUCUUCACUAAGAACGGAGGCUGUCUGACCGUCGGCAUGCUGUCCCAGAGCUACCUACAGGCUAUAAAGGCACAGGCUGUCAUCGUCCCCAUAGUGCCCUUCAACCAACAGACCAAAGUGCUGGUAGUGACUGAGGACUCUGAGGCCAGUCUGAAUGCCAUCCUGACCCACUCUCUGAUCCACACUCAGAAGGAGCUGCUGCAGCACUUUGAGUCCAUCCUCUCCAAGAAGGGCACUAAGAUCCUCAUCUGGAACAUACGCAGGAACAAAGAUGGUAAGCCGGAGCUGGAUUUCGAGACAGAUGAGUUUGACAUCCGGAUGCCAGAGAUCCACUCAGAGGAGACCAAGACUAGAGGCAGGAAGAAGAGCUUCCCUGGACCCCAGAGGACUGACCACACCAUCCCAGAGAUGGACUACUCCCUGAGAGCCUACCUCAGCAUCUUGUACCUGAAGCCUCGGACUCAGAUCAUCCUGCGACAGAAGAAGGUUCAGACCAAGCUGGUCGCCAAGAGCCUGUCGCAGAUUGAGAACGAUGUUUAUAAACCCCAAUUCAAUAAAGACAGAGUUAAGGUCACCUUUGGGUUCAACCGUAAGAACAAAGACCACUAUGGCAUCAUGAUGUACCACAAGAACCGCCUCAUCAAGUCCUAUGAGAAGGUUGGCUACCAGAUCAAGUCGUCAGGUCAGAGGGCAGGGGUUGGGGUUAUUGGAGUCAUUGAGUGCAACUUCCUGAAGCCGGCUCACAACAAGCAAGACUUUGAAUACACCAAAGAGUACAGGCUGACCCUGUCGUCCCUGGGGCUGAAGCUCAACGACUACUGGAAUGAGAUGAUGGAGAAAAAGGCGAGAGAACGAGAGUUCCUGGCAGCGGAGAAGAAGAAUGAAGAGGAAGAUGAGGAGGAGGAGGAAGAGGAGGAGAGUCCAGUGUGGCUGCAGUGUGAGGACUGUCUGAGGUGGAGGCGUGUCCCAGAAGGCCACUACAGCUCCACCCCUGAACACUGGAGCUGCAGCCAGAACCCCAACACCAUGCUCAGGAGCUGCUCUUUGCCAGAGGAAGCAGAGGAGAGUGAAGAAGAGUUAACGCCAAGCUACCAGAAGAAGACCUACAAGAAGGACCAAGGCCUGGUCAGAAAACGAGGCCGUCCGCGGAAGCACCAUGUACUCCCCCAAGGCCUGUCUGAGCCGGUCCUCCUCCGUCCCCUACCCCGUGAUGCCCCCCUGCCUCUGACUGAACCGGUCCUCCUCCGCCCUCUACCCCCUGAUGCCCCCCUCCAUCUGCUCACAGAGGAGACUGAGAAGAGCGAGCAGAAUAAGCCAGUGGCUCCACUGGUGGCCACUUUAGAGGAUGACGAGGACAACAUGGCACAGUCCCAGUCUGGGUCAGAGACAUGCGCACACACGCGCGCAUGCAAACGCUCAUACAGCAGAAACAAGCGGAAGUCAAUAUGGCCGCCCAGGGACAUGGAAAAGAGACCACAACCAUGGGCGGGUCCACACCCAUUCGCUGACGAGAUCCAAGAUGUGCAACAACCUGGGAAAGACGGCAACGAACCACAGACACUGACUGGGCAGACAGAGAAGACCAAGGGGGAAAAGGCACCACUCGGGGCCACCAGAGGAGGCCUUUCCCAGCCCAGCUCCAGCCUUGCCUGGCCUCCCUCCCUCACUUCAGCCCAGACGGUGGUGGUGUCCCCCUUGAGUCGUCCGGAGGGCCCCUGGCCCCGGGCUCUGACCCUGGAGGGAGCUGGUUCAGAAAGGGGAGCCCUGGUCCAGAGACUGGCUGGACUGGAGAAGGAGGCUCAGAGGCUGAGGAGGAUACUGGGUUCCAACGCACCCCCAGCAACGCAGGAUACUGUGGUGAUGACAGAGGCUGCCUCUGGGGAUAAGGCAUCUGGUGGGGCGGGGGCGGAGACAACGGUGGCCAUGGUAACCAAACAGGACCCAAAGGAGUGUGAGAGCUCAGCUUCCCCUGGCAUACCAGGGCUGGUUGUGGAGGGCAUCCAGCCCCAGAGAGAGCAGCCUGAGCUGGGCAGGCUGAGGAGGGAGAAGGCUGACCCCCAGAGCAGGCUGAGACAGACUGACAGCCCAGUGACCAGGGACCAGAGCUCCCGCAUUGUGCAGGAGAACCUCCACAAAAUCCGAGGGAACGUGGUGGCUCUGCUGUCAGCCAUCCUGCCCCACCUGGACCUGCAGGGCAUCAGCCUGGAUACGCCAGACGUAGACAGCAUCCUGCAGCAGAUCAUAGACGCCAACUCACUGUCUCCACUCUAGAACCCACUCUCAGUGCUCUAGAACCCACUCUCAGUGCUCUAGAACCCGCUCUCAGCACUCUAGAACUCACUCUCACCACUAGUACUUAUGCUCACCACUCUACUGUAGGUAACAUAUCGUUUAUUUUUCCAUACCAACCUGGAACCCCUAUGUCCACAACACAUUAUCCACACACUGACUCACAUUGUAAUGGCUGACCCAUCUUAAUAGCCCGACUGACUAUCACAUUGUAAAUACUUCAUCCCCAAUUGACCCUGCCUAAGUUCAGAUGCGUUGUACUGUACUCGUUGAGUGUGAGAUGUUGUAAUACUGUACUCAGAUCAGCUUGCUAUGCUGUAUGUUUUACCUUCACCAUAUGUAAAGGAUCCACAUAAGUAACCAGCAGUCUGCUUCAUUUAAUAUCAUGUGUUAUUACUUGUCAAUCAGAGACCCUGGCUUGUGUGAGAAAAGUUGAGAAGCCUAUUACUGUUUGCUUUUCAUCCUUGCUACUGUUUUUAAUACGUUUGUUAAUUAUUUUGUCAUUUUAAUAUAUGAACAUGUUCCUUGAUAGUGUUAGGGCUGGACUUAAACAACCCUGUCAUUACAAUGUUUUAUAGUUUUACCGUUCGUUUGCUUGCAUAUCUUUUUAAAGAAAAUCAACCAGG
Oncorhynchus gorbuscha (pink salmon) is the source of this 3547-nucleotide messenger RNA. Its product is annotated as MORC family CW-type zinc finger protein 3-like. The coding region runs from base 282 to 2903 and encodes 873 amino acids. Lineage: Eukaryota; Metazoa; Chordata; Actinopteri; Salmoniformes; Salmonidae. The transcript is spliced from 16 exons. Gene Ontology annotation, molecular function: ATP hydrolysis activity; zinc ion binding. The record is from RefSeq and is a predicted model, not a curated record. Gene Ontology annotation, cellular component: nucleus; nucleoplasm.